Molecule: messenger RNA, 1076 nt
Organism: Coturnix japonica (Japanese quail)
Lineage: Eukaryota; Metazoa; Chordata; Aves; Galliformes; Phasianidae
Cellular component (GO): nucleus
Source: RefSeq, a predicted model, not a curated record
GUCUUUAUCGACCAGGAGCAAAUAACGGAAAUGCCCGUUUUCAUAUAGAAGACCUGAUAUGUACAGUGACGGAGGCAGAGAAGAUGCUCUGCUUCGUUUGUGGCAAUUCAGGGGCCACCGUCAUCUGUGCAGAACGGGGAUGUGAGCGGAGAUUCCAUCUCCCCUGCGCCCCUGAGGGUCAAUGCAUCACCCAGUACACUGGAGCACUCAGGACAUUCUGCUGGGAGCACCGCCCGCAGCAGGCAGUGCAGGCAGCACCGGCACCAAACACGACCUGCGUCAUCUGUAUGGAGCCUGUAGAUGACAGCAGGUCGUACAGAACCAUGGUGUGCCCAGUCUGCCAGCACGCCUGGUUCCACCGGGCCUGCAUUCAGGAACAGGCACUAAACGCGGGGAUUUACUGCUUCCGGUGCCCCGUCUGCAGAGAAAGGGAAUCAUUUGUAGAAGAGAUGCUCACAAUGGGGAUCCGAAUCCCAAACAGAAAUCCAACAUGGGAGGCCAACAACGCCUAUGCAGCACUGACAGUUCGCAGCAGUCGCUGUGAUGCCAGCAUCUGCCUUUACCCCCAUGGCAGGGAGCAGUCAGGAGAGGGGCCCUGGGAGCUGCUCAUUUGCAGCUCCUGUGCUGGACAAGCGACACACCGGCGUUGUUCCCUCGUGAGUAACAGCACAACCAACUGGGAGUGCAACGUCUGUGCUGGAGAGGGCACCGGUAAGAUGCAAACAGCCGCGUGCUGCUGGGCUGGGGCCAGGCGAGGCCUGGCAGCGGCUGCUCAGAGCGGCCCUGCUCAAAUCCCUCCAGCCCGGGACAAACGGCUUCCAGAAGAGCUGACGGAAGCCCAUGCAGACAUCCAGGGCGGGCCCGGACUCGAAGCCGCUCGCCUCUCCAUCGUCGGGCUGCCGAGACCAACAGCCAGCCCCGAAGACACCGCGGGAGCCGGUCCAGGCGGCGAGGGCCAGCCCAGGGGCGGAGCCGCUCCCGGCUACCACGUCGGGCCCAGCACAUCACCAGCCGGCCCUAAUGAUGCCGUAGGAGCAGCCGUGUACAAGCUCCUCUUCCUAACCAUCGUCAUCUGA